Saccostrea echinata is the source of this 529-nucleotide messenger RNA. RefSeq names its product ladderlectin-like. NCBI's taxonomy places the organism in Eukaryota, Metazoa, Mollusca, Bivalvia, Ostreida, Ostreidae. The transcript is spliced from 4 exons. The coding region runs from base 1 to 414 and encodes 137 amino acids. The record is from RefSeq and is a predicted model, not a curated record.
AUGGAGUUUGGCUGCGUCUCUGCAGGAUGUCCCAAUCACUGGAUACGAUAUGGAAAGUACUGCUAUCUGUUUGUCACUCGAUAUCCUAUGGAAUGGAUUGAUGCAAUGACAUUUUGCAAGACCUACGGGGCAAUAUUGGCAGAGGUAAAAUCGUCAUCAGUAAACACCUUUCUUAGGCAUGAAGCGAGACGCCUAACAGGAAUUUUUUGGCUCGGUGGUUCUGAUAUGUUUAUUGAAAGAUCAUGGAAGUGGAUGAGCAGCAACACCAGGUUUUAUUAUUCUACCUGGGGACAUGGAGAACCCAAUGAUUCUGGUGGUGAGCAUUGCGUGCAAUUGCAUAGUAGUUUUAACUAUGCUUGGAAUGAUGCAAAAUGUCAAAACAGAUUUAAUUUUAUUUGUCAAAAAGCUGCAUAAGUUCAGUAUCAAAAUAUCCAGUGAAGAUAUUGGCUAUGAAAACAGACAUGGGUAAUGCGAAUUACACAGCAAUACAUAUGACACUUAUGGAAUAAAAAUCAAUUUACUGUACCAU